CUGCUUUAGUCUGCAUUCCUGAAAUGCCUUACUCCUGGCACUGCGAUUAACAGCUUCAGGUUCACUGCCUGCCACCCGCUCCCGGCUCUCCGUGCCCUCGGAUGCUGCCCGGGGUAGCAGGAGAGCGCAAAGCGGGUGGUCAGACUUUGUCUCCAAGGUCACAAGCUUUGCACACCUGUAACCAUCAUUGAGGAUGUCGUGUUGGAGUCAUGAACAGGUUGGCGCCAAGAAAACCUUGAAAUAUGCCCCGGAUUUAUUCAUCAUAUUAAAUUGACCACUAGUCCACGGGGUUGUUUCCAUUCUGUCCUCAUCUGAGCCGUUCCCGCACAUGGUGCGUGCCGAGGUCUGGCUGAGCGGCAGCGAGCGCAGCCAUGCAUCAGCUGUUUGGGCUGGUUUUGGCACAAAAGGACCUUUCACGUGCAGGGGAUCUUUUCUCCUUAGAGGAUGCUGAAAUCGAAGGAAGCCUUUCAGAAGCUCUUGAACAAAUAAAAAUAAUUAGUUCAUCUGCGGACUACCAGACCAAUGACAACGACCAGGCUGUGGUGGAAAUCUGCAUCACUCGCAUCACCACGGCCAUGAGGGAGACGGCGUCCAUAGAAAAACACGGGAAGGCCCUCGUGGCACUCUGGGAGUCAUGUCUUGAGCACAACCUCAAGCCUUCUGGAAAAGAUGAGGACACACCACAUGCAAAAAUUGCAUCUGAUAUCAUGAGCUGCAUCUUACAGAAUUACAAUCGACCUCCAGUAAUGGCCUUAGCUGUUCCAGUGGCAGUGAAGUUUCUUCAGAGAGGCAAUAAGGAGCUGUGCAGAAAUAUGUCAAGUUAUCUCUCCUUGGCUGCAAUUGCUAAAGCAGAUCUGCUGGCUGAUCACACAGACACCAUUGUCAGAAGUGUCCUCCAAGGGAACUCGCUGCUGCUGCGUGUCCUGCCUGCUCUGUACGAGAAGCGGCCGCAGGCGAUAAACCUCCACCUGAGAGAGCUGGUGGCACUGAUGGCUCAGCUGGAUCAAGCCGAACACCACCACCUCCUCAGGCUCCUCCAGAUCGUGGCUAGGAAGAAAGAACUGGGGGUGCUGAAAGAGUGUAUUCCAUUUCUGUUUGGACACUUGAGAGACCCUAGCCACAGUGACAUUAUUCUAAACAUACUUCUAGAAAUAUCCAGCUAUGAACCGACAGCCUUAGCCCCUUUUCUUCCAAUGCUGAAAGAAAUUGGUGAGAGUUUUCCAGGUUUGAUUGGGCAAACAGCAAAGGUCUUUGGAGCUGUUGGACAUAUUGAUGAGGAGCAAGCCAGAAUAUGCCUGAUGUAUUUAGUGAACCAGCUGGCCAACAUGGAGCACUCAUUUCACCAUAUUCUUUUGCUGGAAAUUAAGAGUCUCACCGACACCUUCUCGAGUAUCUUGGGCACCCAGAGCAGAGACAUCUACCGCAUGAGCAACAGCUUCACUGCCAUCGCCAAGCUCCUCGUCCGACAGCUAGAGAAUGACAACGCGGCAGGAGCUAGAAUGGAAAAUGAUACUGAAACAGAAUCUCCUGUACCACUGGAUGAUUUAAAAUCUGUUAUGAGUGGAAAUGAAGAAGAUGAAAAGCUUCAAGUUAAAAUACAGGCUUUUGAAGAGAAAAUAAAUGUUGACAACAGUACUCCUGGCUCAGUGCGGAGAUACAGUUUAGGCCAGGUUUCUAAAGAAGAAAGGAAGGAUAUGAGAUUUAACAGAUCCAAAAGCCUCGCUUUGCAUGCAGUCCGCGUGAAGGGGGUACACUCGGAGAGUGGACAGGACGAGGAGAACGGGGAGAUAACUGCUGGCAUCUCCUUCACCGAGAUCUACGUUAGCCAAGAAAAUGACAAAUUGCCUUUUAGUGUUGAUCAUGAAGCAAUGCAACUGGGAAAUACUUUGGUUUCACACCAAAGUAUCGAUUACCCAGAAUCUGCAAAUUUGUCAGAAACUACGAAAGAAAAGGCCCUCGAAGGAAGCACAGAGGCAGUGAUGAGCCCCGUGGAAUACCAGGACAAGCUCUACUUGCACUUGAAGGAAAACCUGGGUAAAGUGAAAGCAUAUGUCACCGAGAUGGGGAGGAAAAUUCCUGUCCCUGAUCAGUGUGUUAUUGAAGAUGCUGUUAGAAGUUGUGUAGCAAAGCUGUUUUUCAGCUGUCCCCUGAAGGGCCAUUACUGCUUGUACAGUAAAUCCAGCUUUACCCUCGUCAGCCAGCAGCCUCCGCUGUGGAUCCACAUCAUGUUCCUCUUUCAGCAGAGCUUGUUUGCAGAACCUUUGUCCAUACAGAGUAAUUCUGUUCAAGUCCUUAAGGCCCUGUGGGAGAAGACACAGCUCAAGGGGACACACAGUUUUGAAACUGCCAUGAUCCAGUCAACAUUUCCACACCAAAAGGACCUGGACCACGUGCAGAUGCACCUGGAAGAAGUGAGGUUCUUUGAUUUAUUCGGCUACAGCGAGGAAGCGGGAGCUUGGCAAUGUUUCAUGUGCAAUAACCCCGAAAAGGCAACAGUUGUAAAUCAGGAUGGCCAACCUCUGAUUGAAGGCAAGCUGAAAGAGAAGCAAGUCCGCUGGAAGUUUAUCAAAAGGUGGAAAACUCGGUACUUCACCCUGGCUGGCAACCAGCUGCUUUUUCGGAAAGGAAAAUCUAAGGACGACCCCGACGAAUGCCCCAUCGAGCUCAGCAAGGUGCAGAGCGUUAAAGUGGUGGCGAAGAAGCGCAGGGACCGCAGCCUGCCCCGGGCCUUUGAGAUCUUCACCGACAGCAAGACCUACGUUUUCAAGGCCAAGGACAAGAAGAACGCCGAGGAGUGGCUUCAGUGCAUCAACGUCGCCGUCGCCCAGGCUAGAGAGCGGGAGAGCCGAGAGGCCACCACCUACCUCUAGAGCCACUGGCACCGCCGCGCCGUGCCGGGGACCUCUUUCACCUCCAACAGCCCCGCCGGCCCCUGGACCACGGGAAUCUGUGGGGAAAACCACGAGUUAGGAGGAGCCAGGGAGAGCUUUGUGCCGCGGGAGAGGUCUGAGGCCUCGGUGACCCUACCAGGGGAUGGAGUGCCGCCGUGCAGGAGCACUCCCGGCACUGGGGCGUUGGCUGGUGCGGAAGCAGCUUCUGCAUCCACGUGGGAAAUGCAGGUUUUUAAACUAACGGCCUGCAAGGAGACAGGGUUAGAAACAAACCCAGACCCCAACCCCUCAGCCUUUGCCUCUGGGGUACACAAGGUCUCAGGGCUGCGGAUGCGGCAAGAGCAUUCGAGUGCAUACGGACUUUCUGCUUUCCUCAAUCACCUUCUGUCUGUAAAAAGAUCAUUUUCCUUCUUAUUUAAUCUCAGCGUACUUCAUCCUUUUACUGUUUAUACGUGUCUGUGGAAAAAAAAUCAAAAUUCGCUGCUUCUUUCAGGUUUAGAUUGAGCAAUUUUAAAGAUUUAAUACUGCUGAAAAAAAAAAAUAUUUAACUGUUUUGAUCUUCCCUUUUUCCUGCUUUUUUUCCCCUUCAUAACUGAAUGUAAUUUUAAAAAAUUAUUUUCCUUUCAUUUUUUUAAUUGUCGUCUCUGUUCUGUAACUUUUCAAAACUUCUCCAAAAUCAGAAAAUUCCAUUUGUUUGAUUUUCUUUGUCACUCUCAAAUGGUUCUAAAGUGAAGGAAGUAAUGUAGAAAAAGCUCAAAGGAAAUGAGGAAAAAAGGGGGGGAAAUGAAUGAAAAGUCUGCAAAUGAAGAAAUGGACUUGGAGAUCAUUUAAGGCUGAGUAGAAAUAAAAUCUUAAAUUUUCCAACCUAGAAAAAUGUAUCCAUUUUAAAUUUUCCAACCCAGACUAAAAGUUGUUGCCAAAACGGGGGAUUUAAGAGGGGGAAAAUUCAGGAAAAUAAUUAACUGUAAUGCUUUUUACUGUGACAUGUAGCUUCUACUCGGUAGCAGAAGGAACCCACGGCUUUUCUGAGAGUUUCCUGCAGAGCACAGCGGUACAAUCUGCU
Molecule: messenger RNA, 3954 nt
Organism: Athene cunicularia (burrowing owl)
Lineage: Eukaryota; Metazoa; Chordata; Aves; Strigiformes; Strigidae
Gene: VEPH1
Product: ventricular zone expressed PH domain containing 1
Exons: 14
Coding region: 372-2870 (832 amino acids)
Biological process (GO): regulation of signal transduction
Cellular component (GO): plasma membrane
Molecular function (GO): phosphatidylinositol-5-phosphate binding
Source: RefSeq, a predicted model, not a curated record